GAAUGCCUUAAAUAAUGAAAAUUAUCCUGGUUAUUUUUGUUAUCUGGGAAACAGAGUAAAACUUUGUGUGUGAUGAUGGAGUCACAGGAUACAGUGUUUUAAUUGCUUUAAUGCAUGGCGUUUUUUUUAUUAUUUUCAGAAUGGACUUUGUUGAAUUUUAUGUAAAAUUAAUCUUACUACUAUCUCUAAUGCAUUUUUGCAAGAGGAUAAAAACAGAAAAUUUGUUCAGAAUGAGCAGUGGAACUGGUUUAAUAUAGGACUCAAAGGGAGGAAAAUUGCUAAUGUAUAAAUUGUUGAUGUAUAAAUUGUUGAUGUAUAAAUUGUUGAUGUAUAAAUUGUUGAUGUAUAAAUUGUUGAUGUAUAAAUUGUUGAUGUAUAAAUUGUUGAUGUAAAAUUGUUGAUGUAUAAAUUGUUGAUGUAUAAAUUGUUGAUGUAUAAAUUGUUGACGUAUAAAUUGUUGAUGUAUAAAUUGUACUCAGAUUGUCAACUUUGUGCCUUUGUAAUUUAAUAAGUUUACAUCAUAUUUCUUGUAUUUUUUUUUUUUUUUGGUUAUUACAUUAAGAAAAAAAUUCUCUAACAUCUUAAAAGAAUUUUUUUUUUUUAUGAAAAAAUCCUGACACUCUCAUCACUUUUAAUUUUGGAGUCUUGAUGGUGAAAGUUAUUGUUCACUAUGUCUAAAAUACUUGAAAAAAAAAGUGUUCCAGCAACACACAUUACAGUUGAUGCAGAGGAAAAACUACAUCAAUAUUCACAUUCUUCACAAAAAUCUCAGUGUGAAUCAUUGAUAACAGUUAAUAAAGACAAAAAAACUCUUCAAUGUUUAAUGUGUUUGAAAGAAUUUUCUAAAAAAGAAUAUUUGAUGAGACACAUGGGAAUUCAUACCAGAGAGAAACAAUAUAAAUGUUCAGAGUGUCUGGAAGAGUUUGCAGUCAAAUCUUAUUUAGUAAAACACAUAAGAAUUCAUACUGGAGAGAAACCAUAUCAAUGUUCGGAAUGUCUUAAAGAGUUUUCCAUUAAAUCUCAUUUAGUAGAACACCUGAGAAUUCAUACUGGAGAGAAACCAUAUCAAUGUUCGGAAUGUCUCAAAGACUUUAAGACAAAAUCUGCUUUAGUAAGACACAUGAAAAUUCAUUCUGGAGAGAAACCAUAUCAAUGUUCGGAAUGUCUUAAAGAGUUUUCCAUGAAAUCUCAUUUAGUAGAACACAUGAGAAUUCAUACUGGAGAGAAACCAUAUCAAUGUUCAGAAUGUCUCAAAGGGUUUUCAAAAAAUUUUAGUUUAGUGAAACACAUGAGAAUUCAUUCUGGAGAGAAACCAUAUCAGUGUUCAGAAUGUCUAAAAGGGUUUACCAAUAAAUCUAGUUUAAAGCUACACAUAAGAAUUCAUACUGGAGAGAAACCAUAUCAAUGUUCAGAGUGUCUAAAAGAGUUUACCAUUAAAUCUUGUUUUGAGCAACACACAAGAAUUCAUACUGGAGAGAAACCAUUUCAAUGUUCAGAAUGUCUAAAGGAUUUUUCCUUGAAAUCUUAUUUAGUAAAACAUAUGAAAAUUCAUGCUUAAGAGAAACCAUAUCAAUGUUCAGAAUGUCUAAGAGAGUUUUCCAUAAAAUCUAAUUUAGUACAACACACUAGAAUUCAUACUGGAAAGAAACCAUAUUAAUGUCUAACAGAGUAUCCAGAUCUACUUAAUUUAGUAAAACACCUGAGACUUCAUGCUAGUUAGAAAUUUUAUAAGUGUUUAACAUGUAAAAAUUUUCUCACAAUCAGUUUUGUUAAAACAAACUCCAAGCCAUAUGGGAAGGAAAUCUUGUCAAUGGAGUGUGAUUAGAAGACAUAAUAACAUGUGAUAGCAACAUGCAUGAUAAUUGGAGAUAAUACUAAGUCUCUCCUCACUUAGUGAUGUACUCGUUUACUGAUGCCUCAGACUUACGAUGGUCCUUCUGAUUUUCGUACUUAAAUAAUGUAUAUUAGAGCUGAUUUCCUCUAUUCUGUGUAUUGCAAUAUACUGUAUAUUACUGUAUAAACAUUUACAAAUACAGUGGACCCCCGGUUUACGAUCAGCUCCCAAUGCGACCAAUUAUGUAAGUGUAUUUAUGUAAGUGCGUUUGUACAUGUAUGUUUGGGAGUCUGAAAUGGACUAAUCUAAUUCACAAUAUUCCUUAUGGGAACAAAUUCGCUCAGUAAUGGCGCCUGAACAUACUUCUGGAAUGAAAUAAUAUCGUAAGCCGGGGGUCCACUGUAUUCCAGAAAUAUUAUUAAUGGUGCAAAGGUAAUGUUAAAACAAUAUCAAAGAUGGUUGACACAAUGCUCCUCAUUUAGCAACAAAUUCAUUUACCGACGUGGUGUUAGGAAUGGAACUCUGUCGUUAAGUGAGGAGAGGCUGUAUUUAACCCGUAAACAGUCCAAACGUAUAUAUACGUUCACUAUCUCAGUGCCCCGAAUACUUUGAAAAAUAAAUAAAUCAUUUUUUUUUUAACCCAUAAACGGUCCAAACGUAUAUAUACGUUUUUUCAACAUUUGAAAGUAUGUAAAAAAAGUAGAUCUUCUUUUUGUUUUUUUACAUUUGAAAAUGUGUAAAAAAACUUUGAUCUACUGUUUUUUUUUUUUUGUUAUAUUUGAAAAUAUGUAAAAAAAACAUAGAUCUACUUUUGUAGCACUACACAUGUGAACGUAGAUCUGCUGGGACCGUUUACGGGUUAAUGGAAAUAAAGAGCACAUUUUUCUAAGUAUUAUAGGAUAAAAAAAAAUUAGGGUCAGUACUUACCGAGAUAUGAGGCUGAGAAGUUGGCACUGGAUGCUCAUGUGACAGCAACAUCGAGUCCUGCCGCUUGCAGAAGUGUUGCCGGCGUGCCUUUUUUUCUAAUUUUCGUAUUUUAUAUAAUUUUUAUGUUCUGAUAAUUACAAUUUAUAGUAGU
Molecule: messenger RNA, 2912 nt
Organism: Cherax quadricarinatus
Lineage: Eukaryota; Metazoa; Arthropoda; Malacostraca; Decapoda; Parastacidae
Product: zinc finger protein OZF-like
Biological process (GO): regulation of transcription by RNA polymerase II
Cellular component (GO): nucleus
Molecular function (GO): RNA polymerase II transcription regulatory region sequence-specific DNA binding; DNA-binding transcription factor activity, RNA polymerase II-specific
Source: RefSeq, a predicted model, not a curated record